Messenger RNA from Capsella rubella, 538 nucleotides. Its product is annotated as disease resistance protein RML1A. Gene Ontology annotation, biological process: signal transduction. The record is from RefSeq and is a predicted model, not a curated record. Bases 78 to 500 code for a protein of 140 amino acids. The transcript is spliced from 2 exons. Lineage: Eukaryota; Viridiplantae; Streptophyta; Magnoliopsida; Brassicales; Brassicaceae.
UAUUCCCGAGCUUCCAUGGCCCAGACGUUGGUAGAGAAUUCCUCAACCAUGUUCAAAAUCAAUUUGCACGAAAGGGAAUGAGGACGUUCAAUGAUCAGGGGAUCGAGAGAAGCCACACCAUCGGGCCUGAGGUCGUGCAAGGGAUUAGAGAAUCGAAGGUCUCAAUCGUUGUGCUCUCGCCAAAUUAUGCUUCUUCGAGAUGGUGUUUAGAUGAACUGGUUGAAAUCAUCAAGUGCAAAGAAACCUCGGAGGAGAUGAUAGUGAUGCCUAUUUUUAACCGAGUUUCUCCAUCCAAUGUGCGGAUUCAGAACGGAGCUUUCGGAAAAGCUUUUGACAAAACCUGUGAAGGCGAAACCAAGGAAGUGAAGAAGAGAUGGAGCAAUGCUUUGACACAUGUAGGAUCUCUUCGUGGGGAUUAUGCUCUACUCUGGGAUGAUGACGCUAAAAUGCUUGAAGAUAUUGCUACUCAUGUUUCCCUCAUACUGAAGGAUAAGUGCUAGACUAGGCAAAUGCGUUGCCUUUUGUGUUAGUUUUUCUU